GCGGAAUGAUUCUCGGCUGUGAGAAGACAUCCCUGACCUGAACCUGAUCACGACCUAAUAAACCGCCGCUCACUGACUGGAGCUCAGAUAAGGGCUUGAUCAUGACAGAUGCUGAUGACUUCUGUCCGACAGCAGAAGAUGGAGCUGAGAGCGAUCAGCAGCAUCCUCUCAUUCUCCAGAGAGUCCAGGAAGAACCCAAAAGCUGGCAAACCGCCGUGUCAAACCGGCUCAAAAAGAACUGCUCGUGCACUCCAAAGAAAGCUAAAUCCAAAAUACUUGGUUUCGUCCCGAUUGUAAAAUGGCUGCCUCGCUACCAGCUGAAAGAAUGGAUUCUGGGCGAUCUCAUGUCUGGACUUAUUGUAGGAAUCCUAUUGGUCCCUCAGUCCAUAGCUUACUCCCUAUUGGCCAGUCAGGACCCCAUAUAUGGUCUCUAUACGUCCUUUUUCGCCUCCAUCAUCUACGCACUUUUAGGCACUUCCAGACACAUUUCGGUGGGGAUCUUCGGGGUCCUGUGUUUGCUCGUGGGUCAAGUCGUUGAUAGGGAGUUAGCGUUGGCUGGAUACCUCCCAGAAAACAGCAUCUUAAGUAGCAACGAUAGCUCCAUCCUGCUGGGAAAUAGCAGCUUUGGGAUGGAUUGUGACAGAAGCUGCUAUGCUAUCACCGUCGGAGCAACAGUUACUUUCACAGCUGGAGUUUAUCAGGUGCUGAUGGGUAUUUUCCAGGUGGGCUUCGUCUCCGUCUACCUCUCAGACUCUCUGCUCAGUGGCUUUGCUACCGGAGCGUCUCUGACCAUCCUCACCUCCCAGUUCAAAUACCUUCUGGGUCUGAAGAUCCCUCGUCCUCAGGGCUGGUUCACUCUCUUCAAAACGUGGUACAGCGUGCUCUCCAACCUGCAGAACACCAACGCCUGCGACCUGGUGACCAGUCUGGUGUGUUUGAUGAUCCUGUUACCGACCAAGGAGCUCAACGACCGCUUCAAAGCCAAGCUGAAGGCUCCCAUCCCCUUCGAGCUCUUCGUGGUGGUGAUAGCGACGCUGGCUUCUCAUUUUGGAAACUUCAACACCGACUACGGUUCUGGUGUUGCUGGUACGAUCCCCACUGGUUUCCUCCCUCCUCAGAUGCCUCUUUGGUCUCUGAUCCCAAAUGUCGCCGUCGAUGCUUUCUCCAUCGCCAUCGUUGGAUUCGCCAUCACCGUCUCUCUGUCCGAGAUGUUCGCCAAGAAGCACGGCUACACGGUGGACGCCAACCAGGAGAUGUACGCCAUUGGUUUCUGCAACAUCCUGCCGUCGUUCUUCCGCUGUUUCACCACCAGCGCAGCGCUGACGAAGACGCUGGUGAAGGAGUCGACCGGAUGCCAGACGCAGAUCUCAGGGAUCAUCAGUGCUCUCGUCCUCCUGCUGGUGCUGCUGGUCAUCGCACCGCUCUUCUACUCCCUGCAGAAAUGUGUGUUAGCCGUCAUCAUCCUGGUGAAUCUUCGCGGUGCUUUAAGGAAGUUCCUGGACAUCCCCAGCAUGUGGAGAGUUAACCGCGUGGACACCUCCAUCUGGCUGAUCACCAUGGCCACGUCUGCUCUGGUGAACACCGAGCUGGGUCUCCUGGUGGGCGUUCUGGUGUCGGCUCUGUGUGUUUUGGCCAGAACUCAACAGGCAAAAGUCCUGAAACUCGGCCGGGCAUCGAACCGGGAAUAUUACGAGGAUGUUUCGUCGUACCGCGGCCUUCAAACUCACCCCGGAGUCGCUGUGUUUAGAUACGACGCCCCGAUAUACUACGCUAACCAGAGCUUGUUUAAGAAAUCUUUGUACAAAAGUGCAGGGCUGGAUCCUCUGAAAGAGAAAUCCAGGGUGAUGAAGUUCAAGAAUAAGAAGGAGAAGCAGCAGGACGUCCCGGAUGUGAAGCCAACGCACGAGGAGGAAGCCGGAGUGACGUUAAUGGAGAACAAAUCCUUACGCAGCGUGGUGAUCGACGGCAGCUCCAUUUCCUUUCUGGACACAGCCGGAGUGAACGCGCUGAAAGAAGUCCGCAAAGAUUACGCAGAGCUGGGGGUCAAAGUGGUCCUGGCCCAGUGCAACACCUCAGUGCUGGACUCACUGCAGAGAGGGGGCUACUACCCCAAAACAGAGAGUGAUGGAGGAGAGGAAACGGUGAUCUUCUACACCAUCGAAGACGCCGUCCACUACGUCCAAAACCUCUCGGCUGCAAACGGAGAUCAUGACAGUAAAUGCUAAAAGACGUCCAAAUAUCCAAAUAUCUAUGUUUACAUGUUGUAGAAUUCAAACAACACAAAAUAUAAGGUAGUUGUUGCCUCUGUGCCUUAAAACCAAAGAGCUGAAGUAUAUCACUUGUUUUUUUACAUACCAUUGCAGACAAUCCUUUAUUUAAUACACCUUUAGCAUGCUGAAUGCUGAAACAAGUCUUCCUCAUGGAUAUUAAACUAUUUUCUGCAAACUGACACCCACAUUAGUAAGUAACA
Messenger RNA from Trematomus bernacchii (emerald rockcod), 2470 nucleotides. RefSeq names its product solute carrier family 26 member 2 (gene slc26a2). The coding region runs from base 102 to 2225 and encodes 707 amino acids. NCBI's taxonomy places the organism in Eukaryota, Metazoa, Chordata, Actinopteri, Perciformes, Nototheniidae. Gene Ontology annotation, biological process: transmembrane transport. Gene Ontology annotation, cellular component: membrane. Gene Ontology annotation, molecular function: secondary active sulfate transmembrane transporter activity; bicarbonate transmembrane transporter activity; oxalate transmembrane transporter activity. The transcript has 7 exons. The record is from RefSeq and is a predicted model, not a curated record.